Sipha flava (yellow sugarcane aphid) is the source of this 1586-nucleotide messenger RNA. It is a transcript of the gene sage, whose product is annotated as achaete-scute homolog 5. The transcript has 4 exons. Gene Ontology annotation, biological process: regulation of transcription by RNA polymerase II; mesoderm formation. Gene Ontology annotation, molecular function: RNA polymerase II cis-regulatory region sequence-specific DNA binding; protein dimerization activity; DNA-binding transcription factor activity, RNA polymerase II-specific. NCBI's taxonomy places the organism in Eukaryota, Metazoa, Arthropoda, Insecta, Hemiptera, Aphididae. Bases 327 to 1079 code for a protein of 250 amino acids. The record is from RefSeq and is a predicted model, not a curated record. Gene Ontology annotation, cellular component: nucleus.
UUUGCGUCCCGUCGCUUCCCGAAGAGAGCACUAUCGUCUGCGGUGUAAUAAUAACAACACAAAUAAUUAUUAUUAUUAUUAUUAUCAUUAUAUUCAUUAUAAUAAAUACACGUCGCGAUAUUAGUGCGCUAUCGGUUGCCGAACGAUUCGAACCGUGCAAUAGCUUUGUGCCAUUUGUGAUGACAGUUUGACAUACGUGCACUGUAGCUGUGUUACACGUAGCGACUCGUUCGAUUUCGUCGGGUGGUCCACGGCGUGGAUUUCUAAUACAUUUCUUGUUUUGCCUUUGAUCCUUUCCCGUUUCGACAGCACGGCAUCGCGAGGGAAUGAGCAUGGACCAACUAUCGCCACCAGGAGGAAACGAAAACGACGCGAGGUCCGUCAUACACGAGAACGUCACGCGCAUAGUGUACGUGGACAAGUCGCACGCGGACGCCGUGGCCGCACACUACGACCAAAACGAGUCGUCGGACUCUUCGACCAUUUGCACGCUGAGCAACGUGCUGCCGCCGAUCGGUUACGAGUACCAGCACCACGCGCAGCACCAGCCGCCGCCACCGCCGCCGUCGCAACUCUCGCCGCCGCCGCCGCCGCAACCGCCGCAGCCGAUGGCCGGUAUGAUCGGCGGGCCCAACGUGCUGCUGCCACCGGUGUACGCGGAAGAGCACCAGCAGUACGCGGUCGGCAACACCGCCAACUGUUACGCGCAGUCCGAGACCAAGCCGUGCUCCAGGGUGCGGUCGUACGAGUCCGAGAGAGAUUAUAAAAAGUCCGCAUGCGAUAGAGAACGAACGCGAAUGCGAGAUAUGAACAAGGCCUUCGACUUGUUGAGAAAUCGCUUGCCUAAGAGUAAACCACCCGGUAAAAAACUCUCGAAAAUCGAGUCAUUGAGGAUGGCUAUACGGUACAUAAGACAUUUGCAAGCUAUCUUGGAGUUUGGACCGGAAUACGAGACGAAGCUUUACACCGUGCCGUGCACUCAGUACCUGCCGCCACCCACAUAUUACGGUUAUCAGCCGCCGUACGGUCAAUGUUGGACAACAGCCGAAUACUCGCCCAACGUGAGCAAUCAAUACUAACAAUCUAACAAUAAUACCGACAAUUAUUGUCGGCCGUCAUUGUGUAUCGUAUCACUUAGUAUAUGUACGGAUUAUAAAUUUUCGUUUAGAAAGGUUUUCUUAUUUUAUUUUAUUAUUACCUAUAUACAUAUAUAUAUUUAUUUUAUUAUUAUUAUUAUUUUUUUUUUGUACAUUCAUAUGUUUAACGGGUACUUGUUUGCGGUUCGAUUUACGCUAUUGAUCAUCAUGUAUUCGUUUAUUAAUAAUUUUUUUUUUUUUUUUGCAUCGUGUUUCUUGUACACGCGCUAUUCUAUUUUAAGACUAAUAUAUUUAAAUUAUAUCGUGUAACACUAUAUCUAUUACAAAAUGCAUUUCUAAUAACCUAAUAGAAACUAUAUAAUAUGACAAUAAUCGAGAUUGACAUUGUACAACAUUUAAUUCAAACAGAUCUGUGUCGAUUUAAGUAUCUGAAAUAUAUAUAUAUAAUUACACAAAUACUCAUUCAUGCAUAAAUACAUACAUAUUUUG